This is a messenger RNA of Penicillium canescens, 723 nucleotides long. RefSeq lists its product as uncharacterized. Lineage: Eukaryota; Fungi; Ascomycota; Eurotiomycetes; Eurotiales; Aspergillaceae. The coding region runs from base 1 to 723 and encodes 240 amino acids. The transcript has a single exon. The record is from RefSeq and is a predicted model, not a curated record.
AUGUCUCCUGACUUCGAGACCCUUAGAAACAAGCGCUUCAUCAUGCUCAGUUUCAACAGUAACAAGUCGAUCCUCGACUACCAGUUCAACGAACUGGACUUUGCUCUGCCCCCUUGGCUUCAGGCCCCUCCCGAGGUGCGCAAUGCGCUCGCCAACCUCCGCACCAACGUCCUGGUCACCAUCACCCUGAUGAAGCAACUCAUGAUCAUCCGCAACAACCGCUUUUUCGAGACCUGCCCCACCAAAUCCGGCCUCAUGUAUCAGCUGCACGUCAGCUCCGUCAAGCGCCUUCUCGAGUGGAAGGAGAACUGGAACCAGGUCGACCCCACCCUCUCUGUCUCGGUCAAAAUCCCCCGCGAGGCUCUACGCUUCUGUGUCGACGAGUUUGCCUACGCUAGAUUCACCGCCGAAUACACCAGCCAGGUCCACAUCUUGAUGUCGGGAGCCUUUCAGCAAUGGCGUGCAGCACGCCAUGCUACCGAUUUCCUCGCCUGCCGCCUUAUGAAUGCCCACGAGCAAGAGUACCGCGAGUGGCGCAAGUGGUUUGAUGGCGAGUUCACUACACACAUGUGGGAAUGGGAGACCUGCCUGAAGAACCUGAUUUUGCCCAACUGGGAGGAGGUUAUUGAUGAUCUCUUUUUGAUGAUCAAUGAUCGCGUGGAGGACGCCGAAGAACUUGCCGACACCUUCUACAUCCGCGGUCCUCCUUCCCCACAUCUUUGA